AUGCCUCUGUUCGUCGAGAUUGUUGCAACCCAGCUUCAACUCUCUGCUGUCUUAUAUUUCAUCUCUGCAUGUAGAACGGGCCUGUUUGCACACCAGCGAUCCUGCAUCAGCUCAUUCUUCUCAUCUCAUCACAUUGAGCUCAUGCCCCUUCAUCCCAAUUGUACGCUUAUCAAAAUGACUAACAUGCAAUUUAGAUACGUCAUCAUGUCGCCUAUCGAAGAUCGCGCAUGCUUUGAAUGCGGCGAGCAGGGCCAUUUGAAGGCAGCUUGUCCAAGGAUCAAGAAUAGAGACAUGGACAAGCAAGCCAGAUUUUUCGUCGCUGUCGAGAGAGAACUUUGCGCCACCCUGAACCAGGACAUCCUGAGGAUUUUGAUUCACAUACGUUAG
This is a messenger RNA of Aspergillus fijiensis CBS 313.89, 387 nucleotides long. RefSeq lists its product as uncharacterized. Gene Ontology annotation, molecular function: nucleic acid binding; zinc ion binding. The coding region runs from base 1 to 387 and encodes 128 amino acids. Lineage: Eukaryota; Fungi; Ascomycota; Eurotiomycetes; Eurotiales; Aspergillaceae. The record is from RefSeq and is a predicted model, not a curated record. The transcript has 6 exons.